This is a messenger RNA of Bombina bombina (fire-bellied toad), 1128 nucleotides long. RefSeq lists its product as uncharacterized. Lineage: Eukaryota; Metazoa; Chordata; Amphibia; Anura; Bombinatoridae. The coding region runs from base 17 to 790 and encodes 257 amino acids. The transcript is spliced from 2 exons. The record is from RefSeq and is a predicted model, not a curated record.
UAAAGACUAUCUGAAGAUGAAGAUUUCUGGGGUUGUGAAAAACAUUAAUCAGUCAGUGGUCUACAUAGCAAUUUCUAUUUUAGUGACUGCCAUUGCUGUACUGAUACUUUUGAUAUUAUGGUUUUGCUGGAAUCCACUAGAAAAUAAUAAAAAUGCUGCAAAGAUGAGAAGAGUCCUGCACAAAAAACAUAAAUGGACACAAUAUCCUUCUGGCAAUAAAGAUAAUGAAAAUGUUCAACAGUACAAACACCACAAAGAGACACAGUGUCCUCUUAACGAAGACAGUGAUAAUGCUGAUCUGCACAAACACCAUAAAGAGACACAGAGUCCGUCUGACAAUGAAGACAGUAAUAAUGCUGAUCUGCCCAAGUACCAUAAAGGGACACAGUGUCCUUCUGGCAAUGAAGACAGUAAUAAUGCUGAUCUGAAGAAUGAGAUGAUUAUGAUUUCUAUACCUCCAGACAAUGUUAAAACUCCAAAAAACGAUAAACUAAUCUUAACACUUUUACCAAAAGGAUCCCAGGAAAAAUUAUGUGAGCUCCAAUAUGUAAAAGAAGAAAAACAACCAGAAUGGGAAGCCCAGUCACAACUUCCUUCACUUCCUCAGAUCAAAAGCCCAACACAUGUAAUAUCAGGUUGCAUUUUAAAUGAGACCUUUGCUAAUACAAUACAGGAACAAAUGUCAGAAGAUGAAGCAAAUGUUACAUUAGAUGAAGAGAAAGCUCUUACAGGAUCAAAACACAAGGAACAUAGGUUUUUCAAAAAACUCUUCAGAAGAUCCAAACAAUAAAGCAAAUCAAACUCAGACUUAUAGUGUGUUUUCUGCAAAGAAGAUAUCCUAGUCCUGUCCUUACAUCUCCUGAGAUUAAAAACAGCCCCAACACACACAAUAUCAGACUCCAUUUUAAUUAAAGAUUUUUCAUCUCUAUAUGCAUUUAAUAGAAAAGCAAAGCAAGACUCUGAGGAUAAAAGAAACUGGAGUUAAAAACUCUCCAGAACAAGAGCGGUCUGUUGAAAUAAAUCUAAUGAAAUUUUCUUUUUCUUUUCUUAUUGGUUAAUUCAUAUUUUGAUUGCCGUUUGUGCAGAAGGUCAUCAAUUUAAGAUAUGGUUAGUUCUGAAUAUAUGUGA